This is a messenger RNA of Lachancea fermentati, 546 nucleotides long. The record is from the annotation of a GenBank genome assembly. Lineage: Eukaryota; Fungi; Ascomycota; Saccharomycetes; Saccharomycetales; Saccharomycetaceae.
AUGGGGUUGUACAUCUCAAAGCUAUUUAACAGCCUUGUAGGCUCAAGAGAAAUGCGUAUCCUGAUGGUUGGUCUUGACGGUGCUGGUAAGACCACUGUCUUGUACAAGUUGAAGCUGGGUGAAGUCGUGACUACGAUCCCAACCAUUGGUUUCAACGUCGAGACCGUCGAAUACAAAAACAUCUCCUUCACCGUCUGGGACGUUGGUGGACAAGACAAGAUCAGACCUUUGUGGAGACACUACUUCAGAAAUACCGAAGGUAUCAUUUUCGUUGUUGAUUCUAACGACAGAUCGCGUAUUUCUGAAGCCAGAGAAGUCUUACAAAGAAUGCUGAACGAAGACGAAAUCAGAAACGCAGUUCUACUAGUUUUCGCCAACAAGCAGGAUUUGCCAGAGGCCAUGUCUGCUGCAGAGAUCACAGAAAAGCUUGGUUUGCACUCUAUCAGACAACGUCCAUGGUUCAUUCAAGCCACUUGUGCCACAUCUGGUGAAGGUUUGUACGAAGGUUUGGAAUGGCUAAGCAACAGCUUGAAGAACAAUUCCUAA